Molecule: messenger RNA, 372 nt
Organism: Histoplasma mississippiense
Lineage: Eukaryota; Fungi; Ascomycota; Eurotiomycetes; Onygenales; Ajellomycetaceae
Exons: 3
Coding region: 1-372 (123 amino acids)
Source: RefSeq, a predicted model, not a curated record
AUGGGAGGUCCCUCCUGUGCCUAUUGGUAUUGUGGUUAUUCAGUGCUCCCACUGGGCCACUGGGCCACUGCCUCUGCCCUUUCCUUGGGCCAUCCGUUAGAGAUGACUCCGGCCGUGACCGGGGAGACAAAAAAGGUUCGAAGCCCAAUUUUCAGUCAAGGAUCCCUUUUUGGUUGUUUCGGUUUUGCUCCACUCCAGCGUGGAAGAACAAACCGAACUCUGUGGGCGGCUGGGCGCCAAGGCCGGGAUUCGUUGGGCUCUGAUGGGGGUUUGUAUCUUGUAUUUGUCUGUCCUGUCUGUCUUCUUUUUCUUGUUGAUGACGUGAUAACUUACUAUGUAGUUAACUACCGGAUGAGUCCAUGGAUUGUCUGA